Molecule: messenger RNA, 2492 nt
Organism: Spinacia oleracea (spinach)
Lineage: Eukaryota; Viridiplantae; Streptophyta; Magnoliopsida; Caryophyllales; Amaranthaceae
Product: cyclic nucleotide-gated ion channel 2
Exons: 8
Coding region: 197-2362 (721 amino acids)
Source: RefSeq, a predicted model, not a curated record
ACUCGACACCAACGCCCUUAUCAGUUAUCACUCCCUCCUUCCUCACUAGUCACUAGUCACAGUCACUAGUCACUAGUCACUACACUACAUUUUAAGUAUUGAACUUACACCUCUCCCUCUCUCUUUCUAUCUUCCAUUGCUUCUCAUUCUCAAGUCUCAAGUCUCAAGUCUCAAGUCUCAACAACAACAGUCGAUCAUGCCCUCCCUCCUCGAGCUUUUGAAGAAUGUUGGGAAGAAUCAGGUAGCUUCAACCCCAGAUGGCGUAACAACGAGUGGAGAGGGAAACAACAAUACUACGACUAGUACUAGCAAUGAGGAUGAUGGUUAUAAUAGUGGAAGUAGGAGUUACCCACCUAUUGAGUGCUAUGCAUGUACUCAAGUCGGUGUUCCAGUAUUCCAUUCUACUAGUUGUGAUCGAGCUGGCCAACCUGAAUGGGAGGCUUCUGCAGGAUCCUCCCUUUAUCCAAUUCGAACCCCAAAUGAUUUUCGAUCUCGCUCUAAACUACAGGCCAAAGGAAAGCAUCUCCAACGACGUCCUACGGGCCCCUUUGGACCGAUAUUAGACCCCAGGAGCGAUACGGUCCGGAGAUGGAACCGAAACAUUUUGUUAGCACGUGCCGUCGCACUAGCCGUUGAUCCUGUCUUCUUCUAUGCUUUAUCUAUCGGCCGAAGUGGCUCGUGUCUUUACAUGGAUGGGGUUGUAGCAGCUGUCGUCACCCUCAUUCGUACGUGUGUUGAUGCUGUUCAUCUGUGGCAUGUGUGGCUCCAGUUCCGCCUGGCGUACGUGUCCAGGGAAUCGCUCGUUGUUGGCUGUGGGAAACUCGUGUGGGACUCACGUGCCAUCAUUUCGCAUUAUGUACGUUCAUUGAAAGGCUUCUGGUUUGAUCUCUAUGUUAUUCUUCCAAUUCCACAGCUCGUAUUCUGGUCUGUUGUUCCAAUGCUACUCAGACAAGAUCGAAUAAAGAUUUUGAUGACGUUACUCCUGCUUAUUUUUCUGUUCCAAUUCCUGCCCAAAGUUCAUCACAGCUUAUACUUAAUGAGGAAAAUGCAAAAGGUCACUGGAUAUAUCUUUGGUACCAUAUGGUGGGGGUUUGGACUUAAUCUCAUUGCUUAUUUCAUUGCUUCUCAUGUUAUUGGAGGAUGUUGGUAUGUUCUUGCAAUUCAGCGCGUUGCAGCUUGCCUCUCACAACAGUGUAAUAGAAAUGGGAACUGUAAUAGGUCUUUGUCUUGUUCAAAGGGGAUUUGCUACCAGUUUUUUGAGCAACCAAAUACAAUAGAAAGAUGUAAUGCCAACUCCACAGUGAGCCGAAUGUCGUUUUGCUUGGAUGAUAAUGGACCUUUCAGUUAUGGAAUUUACAGUUCAGCUGUUCCUGUCAUCUCCAGCAAUGCCAUCAUUAUUAAGAUCCUUUAUCCCAUAUCAUGGGGUUUAUUCCAGCUGAGUACUUUUGGCAAUAAUUUGACUCCAACAAGCCAAUGGGCAGAAGUGCUUUUCUGCAUGUGUCUUGUGCUUGGUGGUUUAAUGCUUUUCACCUUGUUGAUUGGAAACAUUCAGGUAUUUCUCCAUACUGUCAUGGCAAAGAAGAGAAAAAUGCAAUUGAGGUGUCGAGACAUGGAAUGGUGGAUGAGGCGCAGGCAAUUACCAUCCGCUCUGAGGCGUAGAGUGAGUCACUUUGAACGUCAGAGUUGGUUGACUACAGGUGGAGUUGAUGAGAUGGAGUUAAUUAAAGACUUGCCUGAGGGGCUUCGGCGUGACAUCAAACGUUAUCUUUGCCUUGAUCUCAUAAAGAAGGUUCCACUAUUUCACUGCUUGGAUGAUCUUAUCCUGGACAACAUAUGUGACAGAGUCAAACCACUAAUUUACUGCAAAGAUGAAAAGAUCAUGAGAGAAGGAGAUCCAGUACAGAGGAUGGUGUUUGUAGUUCGUGGGCGAAUAAAAAGCAACCAAAACCUAAGCAAAGGACAAGUAGCACAAGACAUUCUACAGCCAGGAGCUUUCCUUGGUGAUGAACUAUUAUCUUGGAGUCUUCGAAGACCAUUCUUACAUCGACUUCCAGCCUCAUCAGCAACUUUUGUUUGUCUUGAAUCAACUGAAGCUUUUGGGUUAGAUGCUUAUGACCUACGUUACAUCACUGAGCAUUUUCGUUACAAGUUUGCCAACGACAGCCUUAGGCGGACCUUGAGGUACCAUUCUUCCAACUGGAGGACUUGGGCGGCCGUUAAUAUACAGUUUGCUUGGCGCCGUUAUACUAACAGAACUAGAGGCUCACUUACUCAUUUAGCUUCCCAUAAUGGAGAUGACAAACGUCUCCUUAAGUUUGCUGCUAUGUUUAUGUCUAUCAGACCACAUGAUCAUCUCGACUAAAACAAAUUUGGGUUUCAUAUUGUUUCCUUUCCUUUUUUUUUUUUUUCAUUUGUUGUUAAGAGUACAUGUUUGAAACUUUAGAAUCACCCAUUGUUUGUUAUCAAUAAAGUAAAAUUGUUCACUUUCUCAA